Plasmodium coatneyi is the source of this 945-nucleotide messenger RNA. RefSeq names its product KIR protein. The transcript has 2 exons. NCBI's taxonomy places the organism in Eukaryota, Apicomplexa, Aconoidasida, Haemosporida, Plasmodiidae. The record is from RefSeq and is a predicted model, not a curated record. Bases 1 to 945 code for a protein of 314 amino acids.
AUGACAAAAGAUCUGCAGUGUAAGGUGGAAGAUUUACCUUCCAGAAAAGUGUAUAAAGCUUUUGGGAACAAUGCCAGGCAUGGCGAAGAGCGAUGUUCGGAAAUCACUUCUAAGGAAGAAGAAAUAGAGGAAAUUUUGAAAGGUAAAUUAAAGAAUGACUGGGAUCCUGGUAAAUAUGCAAAGCAAAUUGCGCCAGCCCUGUGUUUGCUAUCUAAGCUGGACACAAAGAAGAAGGAAUCAUGCGAAAAGAUAUGUGAUUUCUUCUAUUUUUGGCUUGGGGACAUAUUAUGUAAUAAUUGGAGAUCAACUUCUUCAUUCAAGGAUUCUAUGAAGGAAAUUUAUGGUAAAUUAAAGGAUUUAGGCGGUCAAUGCAAGUAUGAGGCUAUGCACAAUAAUGUAAGUAAAACCAUUUUCCCUCAAAGGAAAAAAGUAUUUGAUUACCUCCAUGAUUAUAAAACAAUAAUACAGGACCUAAAGGAAUCUAAGUCUAGCGGCUCCUCCUGCUGCGAGGAUUAUGCAACAUACUUGGAGCAAGCUAUAAGUGCUUAUGGACAAAUAGAAGCAGGUUGGAAAGUUAGUUCAGAUGAAUACUUUAAAAAAUUCUGGACUCAGUUCAAAGGUAAUGGUAAUGGUGAUAGGGGUGAUAGUGGUAAAAUUCCAAAACCGUCAAACUUGAAUUGUGAGGGAAUAGACGGAAUAGUUCUUGAGUCGGACGCAGAGAACGAGGACGGAACAAAUCUGGUUAAUUGCUUAACACAGUUGUCUGCAGAAAGUCCUGAAUUACAAUCCAUCACUGAAACAGAACACGGUCCUGUAUCCACAGAAGUUCAUUCAUCCUCUGUAGGUAGAACCUCCACCCCUACCGCGGUAACCAUAUCUGGUACCCUGGCCACAGCUGCAGUUGCGACCAUAUCCUUCUUAUUAUAUAAGGUAAGUACAAAAUAA